Messenger RNA from Pogoniulus pusillus (Red-fronted tinkerbird), 1155 nucleotides. RefSeq names its product ciliary associated calcium binding coiled-coil 1 (gene CABCOCO1). The transcript is spliced from 7 exons. The coding region runs from base 231 to 806 and encodes 191 amino acids. The record is from RefSeq and is a predicted model, not a curated record. NCBI's taxonomy places the organism in Eukaryota, Metazoa, Chordata, Aves, Piciformes, Lybiidae.
AAGAUGGCGCCCGGGCAGGGCGAGCGCAGGCGGUAGGACCCCGGGCGCAGGAGCGAGAGGCCGGGUCCCGCCUCCGUUCCCUAGGCGACGACAACGCCGAGCCUCAGGCGACAUGGCGGCUCCAGGGCAGAAAGCUGGCAGAAUUUCUGAAUUUUAAACAGUUAAAUACGUCUUUGAAAGAAGAUGUUUUGCUACAUUAUUAUACUGCAGGGUUUUGCUGGGCUAAAGAAAUGAACUUCAGUCUUAUGCAGCUGUCAGGAUUCAUGGAUUUAUUACAUUUCCUGUUGGAGAACCUCAGUGGCAAGCAUAUGACCUUAGGAGAAAAUUUAAAAGAACUUGGAAAAGCAAUGGUUGGAAUAGGAGAAACUGAUUCAGAAAGAACUGGUGAUUUGAAUUUCUUCAGCAUUGAGCAAGCCAAAGCAAUCAUUGAUUACUUGACUAUCAGCUUAUUUAAACACUAUAAACUCUAUGAAUAUCUCUUCCACGGUCUUAGAGAAGAACUUGUGAUGAGUAAUGAGCAUGUGAAAGAACCUGCCCAACCUGCAGUUCCCCCUUUCCCCGCUCUGCUGGAAGAAGACAUUUCUUCUGAUACUUAUUCAUCAUUUGUAGUAUCACCAUCAGCUGAAGAGACAGAAUCUAAGCAAUCUGAUAAAGAGGGUUACCUGGAAGAGCCCCGUCCAGAGGCAGAGUCCUUUAAAGAAGACAGUGUGGCUUAUGCCACUGCUGAAGAUCAGAAUUCCACAGUGGAUGAAAUCCCACAUGAACUUAUUGGCAACCUUGAGGCAGAGAUAAAUGAAAAGCUGUGAAUGCAAGAAGAAACUUACACAGAAAAAUUAAAGAGUCCUACACGGCCAGAUAAGAAAGGUGACGUUGAAUUUUACACAAAUUGGACAUUAGGGGAUGGCUUGCACAGAAGACUGGCUCCCUGCCUGAAUGUAAUUGUUUUCUUAUAAGGGAAAAUUGCUCUGUUAACAUUUACUUAGAAGUAGUUCAUCCUAGCUCCUCAAAUUUACUGUGUUCUGCCGCUGUUGUUAUUUAGUUUAGGCUUCAGCAGAAGAUUGUAAACAGAAGGAUAUGUAAUUAAAACAUGUUGCAGGUUAGUUUAUUUCUUAAUAGAAAUUCUGUUUUUUAAAUAAAUAAAUCACUUCAGUUUCA